This is a messenger RNA of Ogataea polymorpha, 372 nucleotides long. RefSeq lists its product as uncharacterized. The annotation marks the transcript as partial. The transcript has a single exon. The record is from RefSeq and is a predicted model, not a curated record. Gene Ontology annotation, cellular component: ribosome; cytosolic small ribosomal subunit. Gene Ontology annotation, molecular function: RNA binding; structural constituent of ribosome. Lineage: Eukaryota; Fungi; Ascomycota; Pichiomycetes; Pichiales; Pichiaceae. Gene Ontology annotation, biological process: translation; ribosomal small subunit assembly.
AGAACCUUCAAGACUUUCUCUUUCAAGGGAGUUGACCUUGCUGACCUCCUUGAGCUGUCCACCGAGGACUUCGCCAAAUUGUGCCAUGCCAGAGUUAGAAGAAGAUUUUCCAGAGGUCUCGGUUCCAAGCCAAUGGGUUUGAUCAAGAAGUUGAGAGCUGCUAAGCUUGCUGCUGGUCCAAACGAGAAGCCAGCUGUUGUCAAGACUCACCUCAGAAAUAUGAUCGUCAUGCCAGAAAUGAUCGGCUCUCUUAUUGGAAUCUACAACGGUAAGGUGUUCAACACCAUCGAAGUCAAGCCAGAGAUGGUUGGCCACUACCUUGGAGAGUUCUCCAUCACCUACAACCCUGUCCAGCACGGAAAAGCAUCCUCU